AUGGACCAACUGUCUCUUGAGCUACAGAUUUCUGGAAGAGAUCACAGCCCUUCAGCAAGGGUCAUGUUCCAACUGAUGCAGGGAGCCCAACUGAUGGAAGAAAACCAACGAUUAAAACAGAUGGAGAAUCUGUUUAGCACUCAAACACAUGUACUUGAACAAGGUCAGUCAUCUGAGUCAAUCACCAAUAUUUGCAGCUCAUCUGAUCCUCAAGAUAAUGACAGUUCAGACAUAUCUCUCAAGUUGGGGGUGCUGUCACUUGCAACUCCUCAUCGAGCAAAUUGUCUGUUUCCGUAACAACUUAACCAUCAUUAUUGACUGCAUGGCAAGAAAUGCAUAUUGCUACUAUAGAGAAACUCUUUGCCUUAGUGCAUCUUUCUAUGUCUUGCAGGCUACCUUUUCCUAAAUGAAUUUGAAGUAUAGUGAAGAUCAAGAAGCAUGCAUGGAUUCUCUUUUCUCAAAUACAAA
This is a messenger RNA of Quercus lobata, 468 nucleotides long. RefSeq names its product MADS-box protein JOINTLESS-like. The record is from RefSeq and is a predicted model, not a curated record. The transcript is spliced from 4 exons. NCBI's taxonomy places the organism in Eukaryota, Viridiplantae, Streptophyta, Magnoliopsida, Fagales, Fagaceae. The coding region runs from base 1 to 297 and encodes 98 amino acids.